AUGCCAUUGCAGGAUUUCAACGCGGCCAAAAUGACCAGCAAAGCCAACAUAAGCGCCAACAUGACCGGCACAGCCAACACGGCCAGCGCGGCAACGCCGCACCACGCUGCGCCGGAGACCCCCUCAUCGUUCGGUGACCACGACCUGAAGAAAGGCUUCAACGCUCGAGAGAAGUUCCAAAAACCGCUCAAGUUCCAUCUUGCUUUUUUGUCCAUCCUGCUGAUGGUCUUCAUCGUCUCCAUCGACGCCACGGCAUUGGCGGUCAUACCUGCCAUAGCGGAAGAGUUUGACGGAACGUACCUGCAGGCGUUCUGGGCGAACGCCUCGUUUCUGCUGGUCGUCACGGUUGUGCUGCCCGUGUACACGGGCCUCUCGGAGGUGGUCGGGCGCAAGAUACCGCUCUACGCGGCUUUCUUCCUCUUCACGGCGGGGUCUGUCCUCUUCGCGACCGCGCAGUCCCUUCCCGUCCUUAUCCUCGCCCGUGCGCUGCAAGGGUCCGGGUGCGGAGGCAUCGACGUCCUCAACGAAAUCCUCGUCGCCGACAUCACCACCCUGCGGGAACGCGCUUUCUACAUCGGCCUGGUCUCCAUCCCGUUCGCGUUGGGAAGCGUCCUCGGCCCCGUCGUGGGCGCGCUGCUGGGCGAGUAUGCGUCCUGGCGAUGGAUCGGCUGGAUAAACCUGCCGCUCGUCGCUCUCUGUCUUCCGUUAUCCAUCUUCUGCCUCGCGUUGAAACCGCUCGAGGGCGGCCUGGUGCAGCAGCUCGCAGGCUUCGACUGGUGCGGCCUCGCUCUGUUCGUGGUCGGUGCCGUCGCCCUGACACUGCCCCUGAGCUGGGUGGGCGCCAUGUACACCGGUGAUUCGUGGAGGACGCUGCUUCCGCUUUUCGUCAACCCUCGCCAGCCGCGGACUCGACGGCACCAAAAUAUCAGUCCCGUCCAGAAUAUCGGCAUUUCGAAAGUCCAUACCCACGCCUCGCGGAUAAUACGUGCGAGGAUUGUCCCCGUCCUCCUUCAUAAAUAUACGCAUCGUGUACGUAAACUCCCUCCAGUGGGACGUCGUCACGCCCAUCUCAUCCUCCUCGAAAAAUCCCGGCUCAAACGCCGCAUCGAGAUGUCUCUGCAGAAAAUAGGCGAAGAAUUCAUAGGCGAGGGGUGGCAGGUAGACGCCUUGCGCCGCGCGCGCCCGCCACUGGUCGAAGUCCAGGAGUGCAGCUUCGUCCAGGGCCGCAUCGACGUUAUCGCCGGCCUUCGCGUUCGCGUCGUCGAGAACGAGCUCAGAGGACUCGUGCCCACUGUCAGGAUCGGGCGGAUGUAG
This is a messenger RNA of Akanthomyces muscarius, 1314 nucleotides long. RefSeq lists its product as uncharacterized. Bases 1 to 1314 code for a protein of 437 amino acids. NCBI's taxonomy places the organism in Eukaryota, Fungi, Ascomycota, Sordariomycetes, Hypocreales, Cordycipitaceae. The transcript is spliced from 2 exons. The record is from RefSeq and is a predicted model, not a curated record. Gene Ontology annotation, molecular function: transmembrane transporter activity. Gene Ontology annotation, biological process: transmembrane transport.